UCUCCUUGUCAGUCGAGCAGUAGUUCGGUAUGUUGCUGGGCUUGGCUGCCUGGCUGUGGUGGCCGCGGCGGGCAGCAGAGGGCGCUCCUCCGCUCAGCAGGCCGGAUGGUUCCCGUUCGGCUCCGUCCCUCCUCCACGUCUCUCCCUCGCUGUCUCUCUCCCAGUGUGAUGCUGCUGCCUCCUCCAGCCACAGCCGAGCAGCCGGAGCCCAGGCAGAGCUCACCGGGGCGGACACUGGCCCCUCCGCUCCCCCCGGCAGGACACGGCGCUGCACUCUCCGCUAUUAUGGAUCUAUUCGACUUUUUCCGAGACUGGGAGCUGGAGCCGCCGUGUCACUAUGAACAAGACCGAAAUGCCCUCAAGAGAAAAGAAUGGGAACGAAGAACUCAAGAAGUACAGCAGGAUGAAGACCUAUUUGCCUCUGGGUUCAAUCUGUUUGGGGAGCCAUACAAGACAAAUAAAGGAGACGCUCUUGCAAACCGACUCCAGAACACAUUAGGAAAUUAUGAUGAAAUGAAAGAUCUAUUAACCAAUCACUCCAACCAGAGUCAUCUUGUAGGAAUUCCCAAGAACUCUGUUCCUCAAACACCAGUUGAAAAGAACGAGCAGACCUUUUUCCCAGAACAAAGAAAUAGGGUGGCACAGUGCCACCAAAGUAGUAGCCAUCCCUCCUCCUCAAUGCCUCCACCUUCAGGACUGGUACCAAUUUCUACUCUGGGGCAUGAAGCAACUAGAAAAUCAAGAACAGACUGGCCUCUUAGUGGUCAUAAUCCUAGUUGUACUCAGUCCAGUCAAGCCAGCAGUCAACCAAGCCGGUCCAAACACAGUUCUUCACUUGAUCUGUCACAGAUAAGAUAUGAAGACCUAUACAGCUGCCAAAAUGACCAGCAUAAAAGUGUAAGUGUUGUUGAUGAGCCAGCUCCAGCAGCUUCCUCUUCUCAUUUAAGAAGACAUAAUCACUCAAAGACAUUAAGCGGAGAACACUCUUACAAAGAAAAUAGUCAUUCUAAGUCACCAGUUGAUUUAGAAUUUUCACUGCAUGGCUCUGUAUCUCCUCUCCCAUCUACAUCACUCUUACUGGCAGGCAAUGGCCUUUCCUCACAAAACUUUCCUCCAGGACUUCACAGUAAGACAAAUAUGGUUCAGCAAAAGCCUACUGCGUAUGUGAGGCCAAUGGAUGGUCAGGACCAAGUACCAAAUGACUCCCCUGAAUUAAAGCCACCAACAGAAAUUGAAGAUGGAUAUAACAGCCAACCAUUUGGAGCAAUAUUGGAUGGAAAGGUCAAUGUACCGGUCAGCAAGAACAAAUUGCCAAAACUUAGCAUACCACAAACAAGUGAAGUCAGUCUUCCAAAUGAUCCCAGUUGUGUUGAAGAAAUCUUACGGGAAAUGACUCAUUUGUGGCCCCCUCCACUGACUGGAAUCCAUACCCCAUGUAAAGCAGAGCAGUCCAAAUUUCCAAUUCCCAACAAGGACUCUCAACAUCUGACCUCAGGAUACAGCAUUCAAAAACGAUGUGAAGUCACAAACAAACCUGCUGUGAAAUCCAUCCCACAAAAGUCCAUGCUUGAAGAUGAUCUAAAGCUGAGCAGUGACGAGGAAGACAGCGAACAGGCCAGUGAAAAAACAAAGUUGAGAAGUAACCCAGUAAAUGGCCUUCCUUUGCCAACUGUUCAUGGUGCCAACCUAGUAAAUUCAAGUGGAGGUUCUGGAAGUUCCAGUGAAUCUGAAACCAGUUCAGAAUCAGAUUCGGAUAGUGAGAGCAGCUCCAGUGAUAGUGAAUGUAAUGAAGAAAACCGUAAUGUAACCCCAGAGCCCGAACCACCAUCUACAAACAAAUGGCAGCUGGAUAAGUGGUUAAAUAAAGUCAACCCACAUAAUAAAACAUUAAUUAACAACCAAAAUGAUGGACAUUCAGAAAUUAAUUCUGAGCCUCAGAAUAACCAACAGAUUGAAGAAGAAAGUAAAAGGGAACUUAAUAGUGUCAGUUCUCAGUCAGACUCCCUUCCCAAAGAUAAAGAGCUCUUGAGUCCAGUUAGAGAAAAAAACAAACCUAGGGUACCCCAAAAACCUCCAGAGUCAAAAACCUCAAAACAGAAGUCACCAGCUCAUAAUGAAACCACUCCACAAAGAGCUGUUGCUAAGAAACAACCAAAAAAGGUUGAAAGAACAUCAAGUGCCGAGGACUACUCUUGGAAUAAACCAAACCCCAUCAGCAGCACUCCCAAAGAAAAAGAUGUCCGAGAAAACCAAGAGCCACCAAAAGCAAGGACAAAAGCCACUGUUGCUAAAACUGCUCCAAGAAAGGAGCAAAGGACUUGCACAAGUAGUGCAUCAGAGAAAAAGAAGGCAAGAGGGGCAAGUAAAAUUGUCCCUAAAUCUAGGGAGUUUAUUGAAACUGAUUCAGCAUCAGAUUCAAACACUGACCAAGAGGAAGUCCUUCAGGUCAAGCAAUCAAAGACAUGCACUGGUCCCACAAAUCCGGUAAAGUCGAAAGACUGUAGCAGCAACAUCUUAAGUGUCAGCAGUUUAACCAGCAAUAGCAGCAGUAUAUCACUUGAUCAAACUCAUAAUGAUCUGGAAGAACCAUUUUCUCCUCUUCCUGUGGUUCAAAAUGAACUUCUAUCACCACUGAGGGAAUUUGAAGAGAUUAAGUCUUUAUGGGUAAAAAUAGACCUUACUCUGUUAUCCAGAAUACCACCAGGUCAAGAGACUUUUGAGACUGAAGUAUUAAAAAAUGAAACUAGAGACCAAGGUUUUAAACAUAAGCCUCAAACACCAGCCACAGCUACUGAGAAAAACUCCACAAAAUCGAGAAGGAAGCACAAGCAGUGUGAAAGCAGCGACCUGCAAAUCGACUGCAAAAAGCAACGCCUGGAUGAAGCCAUCACCCCCUGUCUUCUCCCUCCAUGUAUCUCUCCCAUUCCUGGUUGCAGGAUGUCUAGCACUAAGGAAACAAAAAAGACAACAAAAAAGAGGGAAGAAAAAUUGUUUCCUCCAUUGCUGUCACCUUUGGGGGAUGAGACGAUUCGAAGGCGACACUCCAGUGAUAACAGCUCUUUCAGUCAGGACAGCAGUCUAACGACAGUGCAUGUCCCAGUAUCUUCUACAAGACACAAAAAGAAUGGCAGCACAAUAACCAACACGAAAUCAAGCUGUGAAGAGGACAACAGUAGACCACCGAUCCUUGAGAACAUUCAUCAUCCAUCAGAGCCAGAUUUAUGGUCCUCAGUACCUGCUGUAACCAACGGAAAUGCUGAUUCUCGAAGAUCAAAGAUAACAUUCGAUGAAACAUUACAUAAUGCUGAUUAUUACAUGCAGGAAGCCAAAAGGUUGAAGCAUAAAGCAGAUGCAUUAAUAGAAAAGUUUGGCAAAGCUGUGAAUUAUGCUGACGCUGCCCUCUCUUUCAUCGAAUGCGGGAAUGCUAUGGAGCGAGAUCCAUUAGAAGCGAAAUCUCCAUACACCAUGUACUCCGAAACUGUGGAACUCAUCAGGUAUGCAAUGAGAUUGAAGAAUUUCACAGGCUCGGCUGCAAAUGAAGGGGAAAAAAAGCUAGCAGUUUUAUGCUAUCGUUGUCUAUCUCUGCUGUACUUGAGAAUGUUUAAAUUAAAGAAGGACCAUGCUAUGAAAUACUCCAGAUCACUCAUGGAAUAUUUUAAGAAUUCAUCGAAGUCUUCACAGGCUCCUUCUCCAUGGGGAGGCAAUGGAAAGAAUACUGAGACCCCUUCUCCCAUGUCACUGAGUCCGUCUCCAGCAAGUUCUGUUGGGAAUAGCUGUGCAGUUCCAGGUUCUUCUUCUACAGGCACAGUAUCCAUCCCCCAGAGAAUCCAUCAUAUGGCUGCCAGUCAUGUUAAUAUCACCAACAAUGUAUUGCGAAGUUAUGAACACUGGGACAUGGCAGACAAGCUUACAAAAGAAAAUAAGGAGUUCUUUCAAGACCUUAACACAGUGAUGGAGCCCUUAACUCAACACAGUAGCAUGACUGACCUGGUCCGCUAUGUUCGACAAGGACUUCACUGGCUACGCAUUGAAUCUCAAUUAUUGUAGUAUCUGCUUUACCCAUGAUAUUUUUUCUUACAUUCUACCUCUACCAGCAAAAAGACUUUGGCUGGUGGAAAUCCGUUCAUUACAUUGACUUCAACUUUUUAUAUAAUGUGUUGGAAGUGGAUUUUACCUUCAUCGGAAAUUCAGAUCACAUCGUAGCAUUAACCAAUUCAACCAUUAAUUUCCAAAUCUUUAAUAUGCCUUUUGUCUCUUGGAUCAAUUCCUACGUGCUUUAUGAAAUGGUACAUUUUUAAAGAUAUUAUUUUUAGUCUUCACUGCCUUUAUUUAAGAACAUGAUGCACUUUGUGAAGAUUUGGAACGAAAUGUCUUCAUUGCUCAAGUGUUUUAUAAAAACACUUUAAUUAGGAAGAAAUUGAGAAGUAUUACAGUAUGUUUAAUGGAGCUUUGCAUUUUUCUUUGGUAAGAAGUAGAGUGGAUAUUGUUUACUCUUGGUUCUUCUAUGAGGUUUACAAAAGAAUAUAUUGAAUAAUUUUGGAGACAAAUUUGUGAGGAAUCGCUUUUAAAGUCUUUGAUGAAGGAUUUAAUGUCAAUAUGAUCUUUUUUUUUUUAAUAAACUGCAUACUAGUGAACCCCAGCAAGCCAAACUUGGCUGAGAAAGCUUUACAUAUUGGUAUCUCAAAUGUGUUUCUUUGGUGUUUCCUAAGCUUGAAAGUUUUGCAUGAAACUUUUAUUUAAAAAGGGUUCUCCAAGAUUUACCAAUUAAUCACCUAUCUCUAAUAUAUGUCAUCAAUGUCAGAUUGGCAGAGGUCUGACACCCUGUACUGCCACCAAUCAGCUGUUUGGGGGUAGCGCCAGCACCAGAAAUAGUCACCGGGACAACAUAGCUCCAUCCAUUGUUUAGUGCAUGGAGCUGGUUACUGCAACACUGCUGCCAUUCAAGGGAAUGGGAGCAGUGCUGCUGUAGCGAGUUCCGUCCAAUACAAAAUGUAUGUAGCUCUGUAGCUCCAGCAUCAGAGCUACACCUAAACAGCUUAUAGAUGACGGUACAGGUUGUUGAAAUGCCCCAAUCUGAUUUUAAUGUUCUAACCUACGGAUCAGUCAACAGAUGUUAAAUCCUUGAUAGCCCCUUUAAGGAUGUUUAUAUGUUUAAAGAUAGGAAAAAUAACAGAGUGAGAAGUACCUGCCAAUACUAGUAAGGCUCAACAUUUUAACACCAUCCCUAAUUACCCUACCUUUGUCUCCAUUCUCUGUUUUUCUCAAAUCACCUAAAACAAAGAGAUCAGUCAGCAGGUGGACCCUUAAAGGCCGUUUUUGUUGAAUGGAAUACUACAUAGUGCAGAUUGCUUUACUUUUGACACAUUCUUCCUAAAUUAUGUUAAAAUCAAUGCUGAAAUAACCUACAAACAGAGAAUGGAGAUAUAUGGAGCAUGUGAGUGAUAACAUGGUAAUGUGAAAGUCGCUUAGUAUGUACAUGUUGAUCAAAUUAUUGCAACUUUUUCUUUUGCACAGGAAAUUGACUAGGUUCUAGUUGCAUCUUUUGAUAUUAAAGUGCUAUGUCAUUUGUAAGAAAGAAGGUAUGAUAACUGAAAUAUCUAGUGUUCUUUGCUUAUAUUGAGCAGGUACGCAUAGAUCUACAAUAUCUCUGCAAAACUUUUUAUGUGUUAUGUAUUUAUUUUUUCCAAAGUGAUUCAGUGUUGAAAUAUAAUGUUUUCAUCAUAUCUUAAAAGAAAAUAAUAUACUAAAGCAGUUAUUUCAGUAGAUGCCAAUUGUUAGAUGCUAGUUUGCUGCUGAUUAAGUAGUUGUCCUGUAAAUUAAUAGUACUUUAUUAUGUAUCUCUUAGAUAGUGCAGAGCAUAUUUUUUUAUUUAAAUAAUUUAAAAAAAUGCUUCUGUGUCUAGAUAUUGUUAUGGCAUUACUGGGUGUACUUUUGAUUCUCUGUCCCUCUCAGAACCUCCACCUAACAUGUUUAAUGCUUUUAAGAGAAGGCUGUUUCUUCUAUUGGUUGGCCUGUACAAUUGAAGAAAUUACUCCUGGUGGUAACACUUCCAGAAGUAGACUCAUUAAGUGGAUCUUUUGAAGGGGAAUCAAAAGAACACUAGGGGCAUCAUAAUAUUGUAUGUGAUAGAAAUAUCAAUUGAAAGAUUAUGUUUUGUGAUCUGAGAAAUGUGAUCUUUUGGGACAACCACUUAAAUCUAAAUUUGACUUGGAAGACUUUGAGAUACCUAAAACAUAUGUAGUGUUACACCUUGAAUUCUUAGUAAAUUAUUUAGGUCUUUUAUAUUGGCUACCUCCCAGUAGAAAGUGAGAAGUGAAGUCAUUCAUAUACAUUAUAAAAAUUAUUAUGUAUUCAUAAGUUACCUCAGAUUUAAACCAAAUGUGCUUCAUUGCACACAUCAUGUGCUGAUAAAUUUUAAUUUAAUUUCUUAAAAUGUACAUUUGUAGAUGAGUUGCUUAACAAUAAAGCACAACAAUACAAAUUGAUUAAAGGUUAGAUUUUAGGUUUAGAUUUUAAGUUAUUUUUUAUUUGUAUUUUCUUACUUUUGCAGCUACAUGAUCACAACAUGCACAAUCUCAUAUGCAUAUUUCGAUUCUUAAGCCAUGUCUAGGCAUUGAUUGUUGAGCUGUCACUUGAUAUGUAACUUUCAUGUUUUUAGCAAUGAGGAAGUAUAAAAAUCACUAAGGCUUAACUUUACAUUUGUUGCCUGGGGGCAUUGAAGCUCUUGAGGGUUUGCACUUAACACAGUUGUAAGCAAGUCUGGUUAUACCCUUGUCCCUGUUGGCAAAUCACCAUAACGGUUGGAUUUGUCCCAUACAUAUAUUCAAGCAUAUAUUUAAAGACAAAUCACUGGUAGAUUUCUAUUGGUGCCUGAAGGUAAAUCCUUAGCUAUGUUGGAUGUAUGUUAAAGACUACAGGUAACCAUAAUGCCCUGAUAAUUCUAGACAACAGUAUAGACUUAGGUCAGGUUUAGGCUAGUAUCACAUCUGCAGCUGGCUAUUCCAUUCUGCUGAUCCAGCAGAGAAUGCCGGGAAUCACCCAGACAAAAACUGCUGUGUGCAGUGGUUUUUGUCUAGCUGGUUCUUGCCAUUUUUUCUGGGUAGCAGGCAUCAUCUGACAGCAGGCUGCCGCAGAUGUGAAACUAGCCUUAGUGUCUCUAAGAAAUUCAUCUUUUACUUUACAUUUCUUAAUACAGGCAUAUAUAAUGUAUAAUUAGGAAAAUUGACAUGUAAAUAUAAAACUAGAAAAGCUACUAUUUUCUGGAGAAAUUAUGUGAAGUGUUUUUGCCUCCACCAGUAGUCUACAAAUGGAGUGGGUGAAAUAACUGGGUGGAGUGGCUUGAGUAACUGUUGUGUGGUUGGAGUGGCUGGAGUAACUGUGGAAAGGUUGGACU
This is a messenger RNA of Bufo gargarizans (Asiatic toad), 7393 nucleotides long. It is a transcript of the gene AFF2, whose product is annotated as AF4/FMR2 family member 2. The coding region runs from base 106 to 4047 and encodes 1313 amino acids. Gene Ontology annotation, molecular function: G-quadruplex RNA binding. The transcript is spliced from 21 exons. The record is from RefSeq and is a predicted model, not a curated record. Gene Ontology annotation, cellular component: nuclear speck; nucleus. Gene Ontology annotation, biological process: regulation of RNA splicing. NCBI's taxonomy places the organism in Eukaryota, Metazoa, Chordata, Amphibia, Anura, Bufonidae.